UUGACACUUCCUUGUUUUUCGAAAGUUUUAUUUUGUAGAAGUUGGCUAGCAAAAUUGGACAUGAAUCCUGUUGGAAUAUGGAGAUGACUUGAUUCAUAUUUCUUCAACUUUAACGUUUAGCUUAGGUUGUCCAUGGCUGUAAAUAUACGCUAGCUACAUUGAGAAGUUCGAAGUAGGGGAAUAUGUUAUCCGCGGUCAACGAAGAUUUUAGGGUGAAGUUUCCACUACAUUCAUUGGUCUGGGAAAAUGAUUACAGGAAUUUGGAAAACGAGUCAACAAAGAAUGACAUUGAGGCUGUGGAUCCCAGGGGAAGGACACCACUCCACCUGGCUGUGUCGCUGGGUCACCUGGAGUCAGUGAGAGUGCUUCUCAGACAUGGCGCAGAAGUUACCAAAGAGAACACCAAUAAUUGGACAGUGCUGCAGGAGGCGGUCAGCACUGGCGACCCAGAGAUGGUUCAGCUUGUGCUCCAGAGGAGAGACUACCUCAAAGCCUCUACAGCCCUGGGAGGAGUACCUGAGCUUCUGAGCAAGAUCCGCGAGUCCCCAGAUUUCUACAUGGAAAUGAAAUGGGAGUUCACAAGUUGGAUCCCCCUCGUGUCCCGGGUUUGUCCCAGUGAUGUGUGUCGGAUCUGGAAGAGCGGAGCCAGCCUGCGCGUGGACGCCACCCUGCUGGGCUUCGAGAACAUGACUUGGAUCAGAGGUCGUCGGAGCUACAUCUUCAGAGGAGAUGAUACCUGGACUGAGUUGUUGGAGGUGAACCAUGACGAAGAGGUGGUGGACACGGACCGCUUUGACAUCUCCCGGGAGAUAGAGGAUGUAACACUGGACUCCAUGCAACCUGCCGAACAGGAAGUGGCCAAGCGGCUAACCACGCCCAUCGUCAACACUUUUCUGGACACCAGGCACAUUGCUUUUGAGAGAAAUAAGUCUGGGAUUUGGGGUUGGAGGAGUGACAAAACGGAAGUUGUCAGUGGUUUCGAGGCUAAGGUUUUCACUGUGAACAAUGUAAACGUGGUGAUCCGGACGAGGACAGAGCAUCUCACCGAUGAGGAGAAAGCUAGAAUAAAAAGUGAGAGGAAUGUUCUGGAGUCUCUUCUUGGGACUGUGGAGCAGCAGAUAAGCGCUCAAGGGGACCUCACUCUGGAGUACGCAACACCCACCAACCCCACCGCCAUCACACCAGAGGAGUACUUUGACCCUGAGUUUGACCUUGAAGACAGAGACAUUGGCCGGCCCAUUGAACUCACCACCCGAACCCAGAAGUUCAAGGGCACAUUGUGGAUGAGCGAGGAACACCCUCUCUCCCUGGUGGAGCAGGUCACCCCUAUCAUCGAUCUCAUGGCCCGGACCAGCAGCCACUUCGCCCGGCUACGGGAUUUUGUCACCCUCAAGUUCCCUCCGGGGUUCCCUGUAAAAAUAGAGAUUCCCCUGUUCCACGUGCUCAACGCUCGUAUUUCAUUUGGUGGUGUCAACAAAUGCAGUACGUGCGAACCCCUGGACACGCCACCCUCGGCUACCACGCCCACACCCUCGGAGGAGGACGGCAGUGAAGAUGCAGUUCCCCCUCUAUUCCAAGUGUGUCCCUCUGUAUUUGAGGUGCCUGCACACUACCGCCACAGAGGAGGAGGGGGCAGCCGCCGUCACAUGCCCGUAUCCAACCACGACGAGGAGCUACUGCAGUACGCCAUCCACCAGAGUCUGCUGGAGUCCGGUGGUGGAGACCCGGGACAGGAAGUGACCUGGGAAGAUGCCAAUGGGGACCUCACGGACCCUAUGCUCAGUAGCCAGAGUGACAGAAGCAUCACAGAGGGGGCGCUGGUGGACUUGGGAGACACCACAUCGAGUCCGGCCAGCUCAAGCACCUCGACCUCCAGCCCCGACGUGGACCUCCGCAUGGCCAUGGAGCUGUCGGCCCGGGCCCAAGCCGAGGAGGAGGGGAGGAGGAAAGAGGAAGUGGAGGAGCUGGAGAGGAUAUUGCAGCUCUCGCUCACAGAGAAGUAAAAAGAGGAAAAUAUGAGGGGGAAAAAGGGUUAUUAAGACCACGCCUUGCCAUACCUGCAUGAACUAUUUAUAAAUCAAGAAGCGGCCACCAUCACACCCCCUCCCAAUCCAACCCCCCCCCCCCUACUCCACUGCAAUCCACCAUGACACCGGCAAAACCUCCAUGUAACAACAUUGUCAUUAACACAACCAUCUAUAUUUAAUACUUUGAUACCUAUUUUUGUUUAAAAAACAUGUUGCUAUAUUUGUAUUUCUAUAUAACACUUAGGCUCUGUCUCAAAAGUGUACACGCUGUCAAAUCCUUGAUUCCUCCUGUCCUUAUAAGAGUCAUAGCCACUCCUCUCCCGAAGAGGAAUCCAUGUAUUCUUUGAGAUUAUUUUGGGAACUGUUUCAUUUCACUGGAGUGUCAGGGUUGCAACCUGUGAUUUGAAUUAGUUGGGUGUUGCCAAGAGUGGGUUAAACCUGUGGCAGGUAGCACAGGAGGCUGGUGAGGGUAGGACAGA
This is a messenger RNA of Salvelinus sp. IW2-2015, 2506 nucleotides long. Its product is annotated as ankyrin repeat domain-containing protein 13A. NCBI's taxonomy places the organism in Eukaryota, Metazoa, Chordata, Actinopteri, Salmoniformes, Salmonidae. The record is from RefSeq and is a predicted model, not a curated record. Gene Ontology annotation, molecular function: protein binding. Gene Ontology annotation, cellular component: cytoplasm.